GUAGAGGGGUAGUGUAGCAUCACGUGUGCGUUUCGGCUCAUGGAACAUAGGGACCCUCACAGGUAAUUUAAUUGAGUUGGUGCAAGUUCUCAAGAGGAGAAGGAUUCAGGUGGCAUGCGUGCAAGAAACCAGGUGGGUGGGAACUAAGGCGCGAGAGGUUGAUGGUUUCAAACUGUGACGAAGUAAAGAAGGAGUUUUGGGACGCCUUGGGUGGGGUGGUUGUUGGUUUUCCACUGACUGAGAAAGUAAUCAUUGGAGGCGACUUUAAUGGCCAUAUUGGAGAAUCGGCCGAGGACUUUGAGGACGUGCACCGUGGUUUUGGCUUUGGCAGCAGGAACCCAGCGGGAGUUUCACUCUUGGAGUUUGCCAGAGCGAGUGAUAUGGUGGUUACUAAAUCUUGUUUCCCUAAACGAGACGACCAUUUGGCUACAUUUGUUAGUGGAGUGGGGACAAGACAGAUCGACUAUCUUCUUCUGUGCAGGUGUGAUCGGGUGCUCUACAAGGAUGCCAAAGUAAUUCCAAGUGAAAACAUCACUACCCAAGACAAGCUUCCGGUGAUGGAUGUCAUGAUCAGGGAAGUGUUAGGUGUGAGCUAUGGCUCGGGGAGUAGGCGUCAGGGCGAUUGGUGGUGGAGUGAUUCAGUCCGAAAGGUUACGAGGGAAAAGAACGCCGCUUUUGAAUGCCUCUACAAGGAUAUUGAGGAGAAAGGCAGUGUUAAUCGACUGUUCCGGCUUGUUAAGGUGCGUGAGAGGAAGGCCCGAGAUCUGGAUCACGUGAGAUGCGUGAAGGGCAACGAUGGUAGUGUGUUAGUUGAGAGUGCCAAGGUGGCUAAGCGCUUGGGGGAGUACUUUAGUGAACUCUUAAAUGUGGGAGGAGACCAAAGGCUAGUUCUUGAUGAGUUGGGGCAGUCCGGGGCGUGUCGUGUGUUUUGCCGGCGCAUUUUCCAGGAAGAGGUGGUUCGGGCUCUCCGCGGGAUGCAUAGUGGGAGAGCUUUGGGACCAGAUGAGAUUCCGGUGGAGUUUUGGAAGCAUGCGAGUCGUGGUGCGAGGAUCGACUACAAAGGUCAUUCAUCUCGCGAGGAUCAGAGGUUAAUGGAAGAGUAUAAGGACAGGAAGAAGGACAUCCAUAUGGUUUUUAUUGACCUUGAGAAGGCGUACGAUAGGGUGCCAAGGGAGGCCGAUGGCGAGUUAGAUGGGGAUGUUGGACAUCGUGUUAGAGUGGCUUGGGCCCAAUGGCGGUUAGCUUUAGUGGUGUUGUGUGAUCCGAAGAUUUCGCCCAGGAUGAAAGGUAACGGAGAUGCAGAUGUUACGAUGAAUGGUGGGAAGACAAGGUUGGAUAGGAUUUCGAACGAAGUUAUUCGACGUCACGUAGGCAUGGCGCCGGUGAAAGAUAAGUUGCGGGAAGCGAGGUUGAGAUGGUUUGGUCAUGUGAGACGGCGGGAUGCUGACGUCACGGCCCUUUACGGAGAUGCGAGAGGAUUACAGUUAUCGGGGGAAGUAGGGGAAGAGGUAGACCUAUGAAGAAUAGGAGGGAGGCGAUUAGGUUGAGCUAGGGGUCUCUUGGAAAUAGCCUCCCUACUUCCGAGUAGGGCAAGAUCUGUGUACACACACCCUCCCCAUACCCUACUGUAGUGGGAUUCAACUGGGAUGUUGUUAUUUACAUGAUUAAAUUUUAAUCAAUUUUUAACAUAUUU
Messenger RNA from Cuscuta campestris, 1693 nucleotides. The record is from the annotation of a GenBank genome assembly. Lineage: Eukaryota; Viridiplantae; Streptophyta; Magnoliopsida; Solanales; Convolvulaceae.